This is a messenger RNA of Penicillium brevicompactum, 3165 nucleotides long. RefSeq names its product putative zinc metalloprotease. The record is from RefSeq and is a predicted model, not a curated record. The transcript has 3 exons. Lineage: Eukaryota; Fungi; Ascomycota; Eurotiomycetes; Eurotiales; Aspergillaceae. Gene Ontology annotation, molecular function: metal ion binding. The coding region runs from base 1 to 3165 and encodes 1054 amino acids.
AUGUCGCCCUCGGCGCAGAACAGUCACUUCAAACUGCUACAGCAGUUCAAGCCUGAUUACUCGCCGAGCGAGUUCACUCAGUAUGAAUCACAACGUACCGGCAUGAGAGUGGUCGUCAUUGACCAGCCUGGCCCCAAGGUCAAUGGCUACUUUGUUCUUGCAACUGAGAUUCACGAUGAUUCGGGCGCUCCCCACACCUUGGAGCACUUGUGCUUCAUGGGAUCCCGCAAUUACCGCUACAAGGGUUUCUUGGAUAAGCUAGCCACUCGCGUGUACUCCAGCACCAAUGCAUGGACCGCAACUGACCACACUGCCUACACACUGGAUACCGCUGGCUGGGAGGGUUUUGCGCGUAUCCUGCCUGUUUACCUGGAGCAUGUUAUUGCCCCUACCUUGACGGACGAAGGUUGCUACACUGAGGUACACCACGUCGAUGGAUCUGGAAAUGACGCCGGUGUUGUGUACUCGGAGAUGCAGGGUGUGCAGAACGAUGCUGCCGAGCUGAUGGAUUUGGCAGCCCGUCGAUUGAUCUACCCCCCAGGUGUAGGCUUCCGUUAUGAGACCGGAGGUAUGAUGGAACAGCUUCGUGUGCUAUCUGCGGAGCGGAUCCGCGAGUUCCACCGUGAGAUGUAUCAGCCCAAGAAUCUGUGUCUGAUCAUAACCGGAGAGGUCGACCAGAACAACAUGUUGGACAUCCUGGACAAGUUUGAAGAAACUAUUCUUGAUGUUAUCCCCAGCCCAGAGGCGCCAUUUAAGAGACCCUGGGUGGAUUCCAAGCAGGCUCCUCCUUUGGCUAAGUCAACCAUCCAGAGAGUUGAAUUCCCCGAAGAGGACGAAUCAUUUGGUGAAAUCGAGAUCCGGUUCAUCGGACCCGAUUGCACGGAUCCAGUUCAGUCGGGGGCUCUCAAUGUAUCUCUUCUAUAUCUGGCAGGCUCAUCUGCAGCCCUGCUGGAGAACAUUAUCGUUGAGAAGGAACAACUUGCCAGUGCCGUCUACUAUGCCACCGAAGACCACCCUAGCAUAGAGAUCCGCUUCACACUGACCAGUGUUGAGACAGAGAGCUUAGAGAAGGUUGAAAAGAGAUUCUUCGAAAUCCUCAAGGAGGCCAUGGACAAGGAGCUGGAUUUGCAGUAUUUGAAGGAGUGCAUCGAUCGUCAGCGCCGAACUUGGAAGUUCUCAACCGAGACCUCGGCCUCCUCGUUCGCGGAGUACGUGAUUUCCGAUUUCCUGUUCGGCAAGCGCGAUGGAUCCACCAUGAUGGACGUUGCGACUUUGAAGGAGUACGAUGUUCUCGAGAACUGGACUGAAGACCAAUGGCGAGCCUUCAUCAAGAAGUAUAUCUCCGAUGCGGCCCACGUUACCAUCUUGGGUGUUCCGUCUCAAAAGAUGUCCGAGACACUGAAGAAGGAUGAGGAGGAUCGCGCAGCUGCUCAGAAAGAGCGUCUUGGCGAGAAGGGCCUGCAAGAGCUCGCCGAUAAGCUCGAGAAGGCUAAGGCAGAGAAUGACAAGCCAAUUCCACAGGAGUUGCUUGAAGAGUUCGCCAUUCCUGGCACCGAGUCAAUCCACUUUAUGGACACAACCACGGCUCGCUCCGGUGCUGCUUUGAAGGCUGGACGUCCCGACAACAAGAUCCAGAAGCUCAUCGACGCUGACAAGUCAGACUCGUCUCUCUUCAUUCACUUCGAGCACAUCCCCAGCAGCUUUGUGCAGCUGGCUGUCCUCAUCUCGGCUGAUUCUGUGCCCGUUCAGCUGCGUCCCUUGCUGUCCAUCUAUACAGAGGCAUUCUUCAACAUUCCUGUUCAACGUGACGGCAAGACCAUUGACUUCGAGCAAGUUGUCGUGCAAUUGGAGCGCGACACCGUUGGAUACUCGAUGGAGACAGCCCGUGGACUCGGAAACUCGGAAAUGCUUCGCGUUUCAUUCCAGGUCGAGCUGGAGAAGUAUGACAACGCCAUCGCCUGGUUGCAGGAGCUGUCAUGGAACUCCAUCUUCGACGUUGAAAGACUCCGUGCAAUCAACACUCGUCUUUUGGCCGAUGUGCCCGACUCCAAGCGCAGCGGUGACGACAUGCUCGCCGCAGCCCAUGUGAUGGUCCACUAUGCGAAUGAGUCCAUUGUUCGCGCUCGUUCUACUCUGGUCAAGGCUCGCUACCUCAAGCGUGUCAAGCGCCUGCUUGCUGACAAGCCUGAUGAGAUCGUCAGCCGCAUGGAGGAAAUCCGAAACUCACUCUUCCAGCCUGACAACGUCCGCGUCAUCGUAAUUGCGGACCUCGAGAAGCUGAAGAACCCUGUCUCGGCUUGGAAGCCUUUCGCCGAGACCCUCGGCGCCAGUACUGAUCUGCGCCCCAUCACCAACCGCCGGGCUCGCCUCAGCGAGGCUGGUAAGAACAUUGGCGGCAAGUCUUACAUCGUCCCCAUGCCAACGGUCGACUCUUCCUUCGCCUACGCUACCGGCCGUGGUCUGGACUCCUACGAUCACCCCAGCUUGCCUGCUCUUCUGGUCGCAAUCUCCUACAUGAACGCCGUCGAGGGUCCCCUCUGGGUUGCUGUUCGUGGAACUGGUCUGGCGUACGGCACCAACUUCAGCUACAACAUUGAUACUGGCUUUGUCAACUUCGAUGUGUACCGUUCGCCUAACGCACACAAGGCUUUCGAGUCUAGCAAGCAGAUUGUCGAGGAUCAUCUGUCUGGUGCUACGGCUUUCGAUCCCCUGAUGCUGGAGGGUGCUAUCAGCAGCAUUGUCGUUAACUUUGCGAAUGAGCAGAUGACUGCCGCUAGUGCCGCGCAGGGCAGUUUCAUCCGCCAGGUCGUGCGUAACUUGCCCAGCGACUACAAGGAGAAGAUGCUCAAGAAUGUGCGCGCCAUCACUGUUGAUCAAAUCAAGGGUGCUCUGCGCGAUAUUCUCUUGCCGAUGUUUGCUCCUAAGACAGCCAACAUGGUCAUUACUUGCGCAACCGUGUUGGAAGAUGCUAUCAAACAGGGCUUCGAGGCAUCCGGCUUCACCCCUGUUGUCCAGCCUCUCAAGGAGUUCGAGGAUGACUACGGUCUGAAGCUUGACGGCCAGGACGAGGACGAGGAUGACGAUGACGAUGAAGACGAGGAUGAUGAUGAAUCCGAGACUGACUCCGAGGGCAGUGAGGAUGACGAGGACGAAGACGAUGAUUAA